GAAGCGAGCGGCCCGUGCGCUCGCCCCAGGCUGCGGCAGCGCCACGACGAGGAGUUCGCGUCCGUCCGCCCACCCGCCAGCCAUGGCCGCGUCGCGGACUCCGCUGCUGCCGCUGCUGCUAUUGCUCUUGCUGCCGCCGCCGCCUCCAGGGGCCCGUGCAGAGGUGUGCGUGGUGCCCCGCGGAGAGAGCCGCUUGCCCACCUCCUGUCCUGACUUCUGCUGUGGCACCUGUGACGCCCAGUACUGCUGCUCAGAUGUGCGGAAGAAACUGGUGUGGAGCCAGCACGCGUGCGGGGGGCCUCCGACCAGUGCCCCCAGUGCCCCCGCCAGCUCGGAGCCCCUGGAGCAGCUGGGCUCAGCCCUGAGGUUUCGCUCCAGCUUUGACAGCGAUGACCCCAUGUCAGGGUUUGGAGCGACUGUGGCCGUUGGCCUGACCAUCUUUGUGCUCUCCGUGGUCACCAUCAUCGUCUGCUUCACCUGUUCCUGUUGCUGCUUGUACAAGAUGUGCCGCCGGCCACGCCCGGUCGUGACCACCACCACAUCUACCACGGUGGUGCACGCCCCCUACCCUCAGCCUCCAAGCGCGCCACCCAGCUACCCUGGACCGACGUACCAGGGCUACCACUCAAUGCCCUCACAGCCAGGGAUACCAGGAGCCCCCUACCCGAUGCAGUACCCACCGCCCUACCCAGCCCAGCCCAUGGGCCCGCCUGCUUACCACGAGACACUGGCUGGAGGUGCAGCCAUGCCGUACGUUGCCAGCCAGCCACCCUACAACCCAGCCUAUACGGAUUCCCCGAAGGCAGCCCCCUGAGCUGGCCCCAGCUGCCCCGUGACUAUCCUGGUGUGAGCGGCGUGCAGGCAUGGUGCUCUGCUGCCCUGCACACGGUGCGUGUCCUGGCUACACACGGGGCUGAUGAGGUGGGGAGCAACUCUCAGCAGGGACCAAGCUUCAUUCUUUUCCUCACUUGAAAUUUUGCUCCUUAUACUCUGAAGCCACACUCUGAGAACCAGGUGGGCACUCUCCCCUGGUCCUCCCCGGGGCUCAGGUGCUUUUUGCAGGGUUGCGGCUGUGAUGCAGGCAGGUGUGUGGUGUCUGGCUCGGGGCUCUAG
Ochotona princeps (American pika) is the source of this 1113-nucleotide messenger RNA. It is a transcript of the gene SHISA5, whose product is annotated as shisa family member 5. The coding region runs from base 83 to 814 and encodes 243 amino acids. The transcript is spliced from 6 exons. Gene Ontology annotation, cellular component: endoplasmic reticulum. The record is from RefSeq and is a predicted model, not a curated record. NCBI's taxonomy places the organism in Eukaryota, Metazoa, Chordata, Mammalia, Lagomorpha, Ochotonidae. Gene Ontology annotation, biological process: positive regulation of canonical NF-kappaB signal transduction.